Messenger RNA from Paramacrobiotus metropolitanus, 956 nucleotides. RefSeq lists its product as uncharacterized. Bases 279 to 956 code for a protein of 225 amino acids. The record is from RefSeq and is a predicted model, not a curated record. Lineage: Eukaryota; Metazoa; Tardigrada; Eutardigrada; Parachela; Macrobiotidae. The transcript is spliced from 3 exons.
AACGAUCUCGUAUCGAUCGUAUUUACAUAUCUAUAUAUUCACAAAUUCUGCACAGAAUCUGAAUGCGCCUGCAUUUCUCAUGAUCAACAAGACCACUGGAUAUUGGGAGAAACAUCAUUUUAGAAGUUUUGUGAAAUCAUGUUUAAACAUUAUUACUUGGAAUGCAAAAUAUAGCAUUAUUAUGUGUGAUAAAACUGAUAAUGCAUAUGUACAUAGGUGGCGAGCGGUACUGUCCUCUUUAAGUAAAUCAAUUCAUCACGCUGGGUAAAACGUAAAAAAUGAAUGGAUCGCAAAAUCACAUUUCCCUUGUCGUAUACUUGGACGCGACCUCUGUGAAAUCGCAUGGGCAAGAAGAUGAUCUCCAGUACGGACAUGCCGUUUCCUCUAAGAUGGGGCCUAUUUGCCAGUACAUGUGGGCAAAUUUUCUACUGUCCGCUCUGCGUGUUUUUCUGGAAUGUGGCCCAUUUGGGUGGGUGGCGUACAGCCUGGUUGUAUGUAGGAGCAUGGCUAGCGAUAGCGCUGUACAGACGGCUGUGGCGUGGUUUUUCUUUGGCAUGGUUGGAUUUUUUCUCGUCACGGAGGCAUUCAUGUCUCUGAUGAGCUUGAGGAUAUUGAGAAGUGUUCAACAAUGGCGUCCUGGAACAAAAAGCGAACCAGUGUCUGAGGUUGUCGCUUGUCUGGAUAUGGCCUAUGUACCGCUGGUUAGCACGAUGGUACUGAAUUGCCUCAUGCUCGUAUUCUACCUAAUGCUCGAGUGUAACGGUUCCGGCUGGAAAGAUCUUUCAGAAUAUGUCGUGUUUAGCGGUAACACAACAAUUCAAACUACCCUGAAACAUCUGGUACCACACAAACAUAAGCGAACAAAUCAAAACAACCAGCAAAUGUUCAAUAAGACGAAAACACUGAGCAAUCUACAAAUUUUAAACGAGAUUUAUACUGCCUUUAUUCAGCGGUAA